AUGACGGGUGUACACCUCCACCUGGCUGCCCCGCCCCCCAAGUUCCCCCAGUUCCUCCAGCGCCCCCGGCCCCAGCAGCUCCCCCCACCCCCCCAGCUCCGCCCCCAGCCCCCCCAGUUCCCCAGUUCCUCCAGCGCCCCCGGCCCCAGCAGCUCCCCCCACCCCCCCAGCUCCGCCCCCAGCCCCCCCAGUUCCCCCAGUUCCCCAAGCCCCUCUGGCCCCAGCAGCUCCCCCCACCCCCCCAGCUCCGCCCCCAGCCCCCCCAGUUCCCCCCUCCCCCCCUGCUCUGCUCACCUGACGGAGGUGCGCUCCACCCCCCGCUCCGUGGUGGUGCAGAUCUCCUCCAGCGGCAGCGGCUGUGGCUUCCAGCUGCUGAGCCCCGCAGAGCCGCAGACAGCCCGCUGCCAGCAGGGGGCGCUCUCCCAGUCCCUGCUGUGUGAAGUCGGGGGACUGCAGCCUGGAACUCAGUACUGGAUCACAGCGGUCUCCAGGAGGGACCAGCACAGGACCAGCAGCUCCGUGAGAACAGACCCGGUCAGUCCGGUUCUCCUGGAGGCUCAGCUGGAUCAGAGCCAGCCUGCAGGUCUCCGGGUGUCCUGGUGUCCCUCUGAGGGUCAUGUGGACUGGUACCACGUCCGUCUCCAUGACAACAGGACCGGGUCUUCUGUCAGCAGGAGGAUUGUGGGUUCUGUCGUCCAGACCACAUUCAGCUCCCUUCAGCCCGGAACCCUGUACACUGUCAGUGUGGCGGCUUCAUCAGGGGACAAGACGUCCAGUCCGGUCCAGACCACCACGGCCACAGCUCCUCCAGCGGUGGCGGGCCUGCGGGUGUCCUCGUCCCGGGACAGCGCCUCCCUGUGGUGGCGGGUGGAGGCGGGCCGGGUGGAGCGGCUGUGGGUGGAGCUGUGGGACGAGGACGGGUCUCUGCUGAGGAACGUCUCCGUCCAGAACUCCACCUCCUCCAUGCAGCUGGACGUCCUGCGGCCGGGGACGCGCUACAGCGUCACCGUGGCAACAGAGGCCUUCGGCCGGAGGAGCUCCGCCUCCACUCAGCUGCUCACAGUCCCUGGCCCCGUGUCGGAGCUUGUCCUGCUCAGUGAGAGCUCUCAGCGUCUCGGAGCGUCCUGGACUCCGCCCGCCGGGGGGGUGGAGGAGUACCAGCUGACCCUGUGGGCCUCAGGCUCCUCCCCCCAGCAGCGCCGGGUCCCGCCCAACGUCACCCGGGCGGCGUUCGACGGUCUGACGCCCGGACGGCGGUACCAGCUGACGGUGAGGACCUGGACGGGAGGACUCGGCUCGGACAGCAGCGUGUGGGGGAGGACAGUCCCGGCGCCGCCGUCCGGCCUGUCCAUGGUGGCGGACGGCGGCGGGCUGCGUCUCAGCUGGACGGCGCCGGCGGGCGAGUGGGACGGCUACGGCGUGGUCCUGAGGGACGGGACGCGGGUCCUGGUGAACCAGAGCCUGGGACGGAUGGAGACGCGGCUCCUGUUCCCCGGCGCCGGCCUGGACCUGGUCCCGGGCCGGGUCUACACCGCCGAGGUCUCCGCCCACAGCGGGACGCUGGGAAGCUCGGCCCGCUGCGCCGGACGCGUCGCCCCCGCCGCCGUGCAGCUGCUCCCCCUGCAGGCCGACCCGGCGUCUCUGACGGUCCGGUGGAGGACGCCCCCGGGCCAGUGGGACGGGCUCACCGUGCAGCUGCGGGACGCCGAGGACGAGGCCCCGCCCACUCAGAGGACCGUCCACAGGGAGGCGGUGGACUGCACCUUCACCGGCCUCACCCCGGGACGCCGCUACACCGUCACCGUGACGACCAGCAGCGGCAACCUCAGCGCCUCCACCUCGGCCUGGACCUGGACCGCUCCGGCCGCCGUCUCGCGGCUGCGGGUAUCGAACCGGGGCACCACCGACAGUCUCCUGGCCCAGUGGGACGCGGCGCCGGGGGACCGGGACUGGUACCAGGUCCUGCUGGUCUCCGACAGCAGCGUCAUCAAGAACCAGAGCGUGGAGACGGACGCCGUCGCCUUCUCCGCCCUCCGGCCCGGAGCCGCGUACCGGGUGGUGGUGACCACCGUCAGGGCGGGGCUCCGCUCCAGGCAGGCGGUGGAGGACGGACGUACCGUUCCGGCUGCAGUGUGUGACGUGAGCGUCAGUAAUAACGGGCGCAGUGACUUCCUGACGGUGUCGUGGCGCCCCCCGCUGGGCGAGGUGGACCGGUACCUGGUGACGCUGAGCGAGCCGGACCGCCCGCUGCACUCCGUGGUGGUCUCCAAGUCCAACCCCGGCUGCGUCUUCAAGUCCCUGGUGCCUGGACGGCUCUACAACGUGUCCAUCAGCAGCUGCAGUGGACAGUUCCAGAACCAGACCCUGACCCAGGAGAGGACCCAGCCGGCGGCGGUCCAGGGUCUCACGGCGUCCCACGCGGCUCAGGACGGCUUCCUGAAGGUGUCUUGGCGGCCGGCGGCCGGGGACCUGGACUCGUACCGGGUGUUGGUCCAACACAACAACGAGCCGCUGCACAACCGCAGCGUCGCCGCCGCCUCCAGCGGCUGCUCCUUCUCCGGCCUGGUCCCCGGCCGGCUCUACACCGUGACGGUCCGGACCCGGUCCGGGCGCUACGGCGCCGCCGCCGCCACGCACGGCCGCACCCUGCCGGCGCCGGUGCGGUCCCUGGCGGCGGAGGCGCGGGGCCCCGAGGCGCUGGGGGUGCGGUGGGCGGCGGCCCCGGGGGACCUGGACCACUACGAGGUGCAGCUGCUGUUCCGGGACCUGAAGGUGUUUCCUCCCGUCACGCUGGGCGCCGAGCGGGACGGCUGUGUCCUCACGGCGCUGACGCCCGGACGCCUGUACCGCGUCCUGGUGACCACCUGCAGCGGACGGUACCAGGCGGCCCGGCACACCCAGGCCCGCACCGCUCCCAGCCAGGUCAGGAACCUGCGGGUGAGUCCCGGCGGAGACGGCGGCGGCCUGACGGUGAGCUGGACUCCGGGAGGAGGAGACGUGGACGGGUUCUGGGUGUCCCUGUCCCAGCGGGGCCGUCCCCUCAGCUCCCGGUCCGUCCCCAGAGACCAGCACCAGGCGGCGUUCGGCUCCCUGCAGCCCGGAGCGCAGUACGAGGCCACGGUGACCACGGAGAGCGGCGAGCUGCGCAGCAGCCAGAGCGCCGCCGCACGCACCGUCCCUGCGGUGGUGACGGGUCUUCAGGUGGACUCGCUGGUCUGGUCCUGCGGCCUGCAGGUCAGCUGGCAGGAAGCGGUGGGCGUGGCCGACUCCUACUUCCUGCAGGUGCUGGACGGCCGCGGCGUUCCGGUGGCCAACGCCUCACGGCCCAUUGGACUCGGGUCUCACCGGUUUGACGGCCUGACCCCGGGGAGGAGGUACCGGGUCCUGGUCCAGACCAGCAGCGGGGGCGUCCAGAGUCCAGCAGUCAGCACAGAGACUCGAACACGUCCGGCGGCCGUCACCGACCUGUCGGUCGGAGAGAACAGCACCUGCAGCCUGACGUUCCGCUGGUCGCCCCCUGCUGGAGACUUCACUCACUGCGAGGCGGUCCUGUACGGCGCCGACGACACGCUGCAGGAGCGCCGCCGCGUCCGGCCCGGCGGCCGGCAGGCGUCCUUCCAGGGCCUGAGAGCCGGCGCCCCCUACAGGGUGGAGGUCCUGAUUCACAGCGGGGAUCUCACCAACCAGACCUCCAUGUGGGCCCGCACAGUACCAGCUGCUGUGGUGUCCCUUCGGGUUCAGGGUGGCAGCAGCCCCGAUGCUUUGUGGGUAAGCUGGACCGGAGGUGGUGGAGAGGUGAGCGGGUACCUGCUGUCCCUCGUCCAAUCGGAUGGCUCGGUGGAGGCGGAGCAGCGUCUGGGCCCUGAGGCCUCCGAGUUCACCUUCUCGGGUCUGGUUCCUGGACGCCUGUACACCGCCGAGGUGCUGAGCCUGAGCGGAGAGCAGAGGAACCGGGCGUCCAGCAGGGGGCGCACCGCGCCCCGCCCCCCCACCGCCUUCCUGUUCAGGGGAGUCACCAACACGUCCCUGGAGGUCUCGUGGAGCGGCCCGCUGGACUCGGACUAUGACGACUUUCGACUACGGUGGACCCCCGAGGACCAGCUGUCUGUCAUCAACCCGUACCACAGCCGCACGGCGGGCAGCCGCAUCCUGACGGGCCUGUUCCCCGGACGCCGCUACACCUUCAGCCUGUGCACCGUCAGCGGCGCCACGGAGCCUGGGACCAGUCCCAGCUUCAGCACGGCCAUACACAGCAGCAUCCGCACCAAGCCGGAGAGGGUCGUUGGCCUCCACUGUCGCCCUCAGAGCUCCACCUCUAUCUCCUGCUCCUGGGGACCUCCACUGGCUGAUUUCGACUCAUUCACCAUCGAGUGCCUCCACCAGGAUUCAGAGACUCUGGUCUACUCCAGACGCACCGCCCGGGACUCCACCAGCUACGUCAUCACGCAGCUGGAGCCCCACAAACGCUACACCGUCUCCAUGAAGGUCAUCUCCGAUGGAAUGACCAGCGACGAGGUGCAGGACAGCGUCAUCACCAUGAUCGACCGCCCCCCUGUGCCAGACCUCAGCACCCGGGUGGGGGAGCAGGUGGAGGUGUCCCGGUCCUCCAUCACCUUCAGCUUCAACUGCAGCUGGUUCAGCGACGUCAACGGGGCGGUGCGCUUCUUCACUGUGGUGGUGAUGGAGUCUGCAGAUGUGAAGGAGGCCCAGCCAGACCAGCACCACCCGCUGCCCUCCUACCAGGACUACAGCUCCAACCGCUCCGUCAGGUCCUACCAGACCGCCUACUUCCCCAGCCGCUGCCCCGACCGCCCCGGCAGCAGCGUCAGCGUCCGACUGGGGACCGGCAUGGACGCCCUGGGGGGCUCCUGUGACAACCAGGACCAGGGCCAGGAUCAGGACCAGGACCAGGUCCAGCCCCCCGAAGCCAGCAGGGUCUGGGACUACUGUGACGGACCCCUGAAGCCAAGGACUGCCUACAGGCUCAGCAUCAGAGCUUUCACUCAGCUGUUCGAUGACUCGAAGGACUUAAAAGAAUCUUCUCUGUUCACCGACACGUUCCUGUCUCCGCCCAUCACCACCCAGCCAGAGAGUCUGCCUGGUUUCAUGGAGGGUCUCAGCGCUGGAGUCUUCCUCAUCACCGUCCUGGUUCUGGUUUCAGCUCUGCUCGUCUGCAGACACAGAGCUCACAAAGUGGUGGAGACGCGUCCAGUGUUGGGAAUGAGUGUGAGACAGGAAAGAGUGACAGCAGGAGUAAGAGGCAACCGACGGAUCUCCAGUCCAAUCAGGAGUGUGAAUUUCGAGAAUCAUUUGAACAACCUGCAGGCCGACUCACACUUCCUGCUGUCAGAGGAGUACGAGGACCUGAAGGAUGUGGGUCGCUGUCAGACUCUGGACGCUGCUCUGCUGCCAGAGAACCGCGGGAAAAAUCGCUACAACAACAUCCUGCCCUAUGACUCCACCAGAGUGAAGUUGUCCUACGUGGAUGAUGAUCCUUGUUCAGACUACAUCAACGCAAGCUACAUCCCCGGCGAGCGCUUCAGGCGGGAGUACGUCGCGGCCCAGGGCCCGCUGCCCGGCACCAAGGACGACUUCUGGAAGCUGGUCUGGGAGCAGAACGUCCAGAACCUGGUGAUGGUGACGCAGUGUGUGGAGAAGGGCCGGGUGAAGUGCGAUCACUACUGGCCCCCGGACCAGGACCCCCUGUACUACGGAGACCUGGUGGUCCACAUGCUGUCGGAGUCGGUUCUGCCUGAGUGGACCAUCCGGGAGUUCAACAUCUGCAGUGAGGACCAGCUGGGUCUCCGUCGUCUGGUCCGACAGUUCCACUACACGGUCUGGCCAGACCACGGCGUUCCAGAAACCACACAGUCCCUGAUCCAGUUUGUCCGAACCGUCCGGGACUACGUGAACCGGUGUCCAGGAUCUGGGCCCACCGUGGUCCACUGCAGUGCCGGGGUGGGCCGGACUGGGACCUUCAUCGUCCUGGACCGGGUCCUGCAGCAGCUGGACUCCAGCGACACGUUGGACAUCUACGGCUCGGUGUUCGACCUGCGGCUCCACCGCUCGCACAUGGUGCAGACCCAGGGUCAGUACCUCUUCAUCCACCAGUGUGUCCGGGACGUCCUGCGGGCCCGGAAGCUGCGCUGUGAGCAGGAACAGCUCGUCCACCUCAGACCGUGACGUCCCCCCGAGAUGCUGUGACACCACAGCGCCCUCUACUGAGCCCCCUACUGAGCCCCCUACUGAGGCCCCUACUGAGCCCC
Molecule: messenger RNA, 6266 nt
Organism: Salarias fasciatus (jewelled blenny)
Lineage: Eukaryota; Metazoa; Chordata; Actinopteri; Blenniiformes; Blenniidae
Product: receptor-type tyrosine-protein phosphatase beta-like
Exons: 32
Coding region: 1-6183 (2060 amino acids)
Biological process (GO): protein dephosphorylation
Molecular function (GO): protein tyrosine phosphatase activity; protein binding
Source: RefSeq, a predicted model, not a curated record